GGAGUCUACAAGGAAGGCCGUAUUUCAGCACAGAAGACAGGAGGCUGUCAGGGUUGAAGCAGAGAAGCAGGAAGGGGCUGCUGAUUACUGGCCUGGGCUCAGAUAUCCUCAGUUUCGUCAUCUGUAAGAGGGGCCAUGAUUCCUGACCCCUGUUUUCCUGGGCUUCGCCUCUAUGUUCUCUGGUCGCACAUCCCGGAAGUCGAUCUCACACCCAGAGUCUGGAGGCGCCUCUGCCAUGGCAGAGGAUGAGGAGUACCGGAACCCCACGGAGGUGCAGAUGAGCCAGCUGGUGCUGCCCUGCCACACGAACCACCGUGGGGAACUGAGCGUUGGACAGCUGCUCAAAUGGAUCGACACCACAGCCUGCCUGUCAGCGGAGAGGCAUGCCGGCUGCCCCUGUGUCACGGCUUCCAUGGAUGACAUCUACUUUGACCAUACCAUUAGUGUCGGCCAAGUGGUGAAUAUCAAGGCCAAGGUGAACCGGGCCUUCAACUCCAGUAUGGAGGUGGGCAUCCAGGUGGUCUCUGAGGACCUGUGUACUGAGGAGCAAUGGAGUGUGUGCAAAGCCUUGGCCACCUUUGUGGCCCACCGAGAGCUCUCCAAGGGGAAGCUGAAGCAGGUCACGCCGCUGACGGAGGAGGAGAAGACGGAGCACGGUGUGGCCGCUGAGCGCCGCCGCAUGCGGCUGGUGUAUGCCGACACCAUCAAGGACCUGCUGAGCCACUGUGCCAUCCAGGAUGAUCUGGACAACAAGGAUUGCAGCAAUAUGGUGCCAGCUGAGAAGACCCGAGUGGAGAGCGUGGAGCUGGUGUUGCCUCCUCAUGCCAAUCAUCAGGGCAAUACCUUUGGAGGCCAGAUUAUGGCCUGGAUGGAGAACGUGGCCACCAUUGCGGCCAGCCGGCUGUGUCACGCCCACCCUACACUCAAGGCCAUCGAGAUGUUCCAUUUCCGAGGCCCAUCACAGGUGGGGGACCGUCUGGUGCUCAAGGCCAUCGUGAAUAACGCCUUCAAGCACAGCAUGGAGGUGGGGGUGUGCGUGGAAGCUUACCGCCAGGAGGCAGAGAAGCAGCGCCGGCACAUCAACAGCGCCUUCAUGACCUUCGUGGUCCUGGACAAAGAUGAUCAGCCUCAGAAGCUGCCCUGGAUUCGUCCCCAGCCUGGAGAGGGUGAACGGCGGUACCGAGAGGCCAGUGCCAGGAGGAAGAUCCGCCUGGACAGGAAGUACCUUGUUGUGUCCUGUAAGCAGUUGGAAGUGGCCCUGUCUGUCCCCUGGGACCCUAGCAACCAGGUGUACCUGAGCUAUUACAAUGUGUCCUCUCUGAAGACGCUGAUGGCCAAGGACAACUGGGUGCUGUCAAUGGAGACCGGGGAGGUCCGCCUCUACACCCUGGAAGAGGAGUUCCUGUCCAUUCACUUGGAGAUGGUGGUGCAGGUGGAUGCCGCCCAGGUCUUUCAGCUGCUCUCGGACCUGCGCAGGAGGCCAGAGUGGGACAAGCAUUACCGGAGCGUGGAGCUAGUGCAGCAAGUAGAUGAGGACGACGCCAUCUACCAUGUCAUCAGCCCUGCCCUGGGUGCCAACGCCAAGCCCCAAGACUUUGUGAUCCUGGCUUCUAGGCGCAAGCCCUGUGACAACGGAGACCCCUAUGUCAUCGCACUGAGGUCAGUCACGCUGCCCACGCACCAUGAGACGCCAGAAUAUCAGCGUGGAGAGACCCUCUGUUCCGGCUUCUGCCUGUGGCGCGAGGGGGACCAGUUGACCAAGGUCUCUUACUACAACCAGGCCACCCCCGGUUUUCUCAACUACGUGACCACCAAUGUGGCUGGCCUGUCCUCAGAGUUCUACAACACUUUCAAGUCUUGUGAGAGUUUCCUGUUGGACAACCGGAAUGACCUGGCCCCCAGCCUCCAGACCCUCUAGGCGUCACCCCGCCCCGCCCCGCCCCAGGUCUUACACAGUGCGUGGAGCAAAGCAGAGACGUUUAUUCCCCGUGACUCCCCAGGGAAGCCUCCCACGUUAGGUGGUCUGGUCCUACAGAGUGGUCAGUUCCUGUUCACGUCUGCCAGCAAGUGUUCCCGGUGCUCCCGGGGUAUCCUGUAAUAGACUCGUGUCCUGUCCACGGCCCUGGCCGCCCACAGUCCAGCCCACACAUCCGUAUAGCUGUCCCCAGCAAUGCUGUGGUACACCGUGACAGUGGCUCGAGGGGAGGCUGCCAGCAGCCUGGCCACAGAUGUGGCUGUGCUCCGGCCCAGUAGCCUAGCCUGCAGCUGGAAGGACACAGGUUGCCGGAGUCCCUGACACAGCUCCAGCAUAUCUGUGACCAUCUGCUCCUGAUAGCCACUGCCCAGCACCUCUUCAGGCCAGCCCGGUGCCAGAGUCACAUGGGGGAAAACUUCAGCCACAGCUGUGAGCAGCUCUCUGCCGGCCACGUGGCCAGGGACCACAAAACUACCAUGUGAGAUUGUGGCUCCCACCCACACAGGCCAGGGCAGAUGGCCAAGGGUGGAGAGGUGUGCCAGCGUGGCCAGGGAUGGCCGGAGAGCUGCGGGUUCCACUAUGUUCACGUGGAUGCCCCAGCGCCUGUUGUGGAUGCCCAGCUGCAGCAGACAUGACUCCAGCGUCAGAACAGGACCACCCGGCGAGUGCAGGAUGGGCACAGGGGUCCCAGCUUCAGGUUCCUGGAGGCCAACAUCCAGCAGGACCAUGCCUUCUCUGUCUGGAAGAGGCAACGGUGUUUGGCGUUCCUGUCAUCAGGGGAUGUCAGUGUCCCUCGCUAAAGGGGCAGCAGAGAUCAUGGGGACACAGGAGGAGAAACUGGUGCCAGCCGCUCUUGAAUCUGCCAGUCCCAUCCCAGGCUCCAAGUCACGCAGCCACCACAAGCCGCUGACUCAGUUCUCGGCCUUCCUGGUGACUCAGAGCUGGGUCACCUCUCUAGCUGCACUGUGGUUGAGGACUCAGGGCCGCUGGUCUAAGACCAGGAGUUCCCGCUCUUGGCAUCAUCCCUCCCGCUUUGUAGCUAGUGUGUGGCUUAUUAGGUUGCCAUGGUAACAGAGAACCAAGUUACCUACCCAAGCAAGCGACAGGCCUGUGGGUUAGCCAGGAGCCUUAGGGCUUUGGGCACACUCACCAGGGACAGUAAUGGCUGCCGUUCCCCCACUGCCAUUCACUUCUGGAACCAGCCACUCUACCUCCAGACCAUCACCCCUGGGCUGCUGGAGAAGAGGGAUCAGGCUGCCACCUGUGUAGUAGGUUCGCUUCCGUGUGGUGUUCACUGUGGGACCCAAAAUUACCAAGGUGACGGGACCACUCCCCACAAACCGCCUCGCACACGCUCUGGCUCUGCUGCAGCCUGAGCCUUGUAGCUGUCAGUUCCCCCUUGGGUAGGUUCCAAGUCAUUGUCUCAUGGUUGACAUUCAGCAAACAGUUUACUGGGCCAGAACCAAAUGGAGUUCGAGCUGGUGGCCCCCAAAGCUUGUCUCUUUCCCUUCCGGGACACGGCUCCCUCUCUUAGGGGGGGUGGAAUCUAAUGCAACCCCUUGGGAUGGCUUAAGUGUAGGUGCUCCUAAGACUCAGAGCCAAGGGAACAAGGGGUUUGCAUAGUGGCAUCUGGCUCAUGACCUCAGGGGUCCAGAAGAGGGCUGUGCUCCGAGACAUGAGUACCAUCAAACAUGAAUGGGGCUGUGGAAGUGGGGAGGGGCAUGAAUUGGCUAGGUUCUGACCAAACUGUACUUCUACAAAAUUCGUUGGAGUUUUGGUCCUCCAUUUUUCUCUCUAUCAGCCAGACUCCAGCUCUGUGGACAGGCAAAGAUUGGCUAGCAUGAUAUCGCCGGGGCAGAAGACAAAUCCUCAGAAUGGUCCUGUCUUCUGUUCCACCCAGAGGAUCCCCCUUCCAGGCCUCCCCUUCUCUGCUCCUGUGCCCACCCAAGGCUGCCCUGAGCAGAACACGGGUGCCCCUCCCCCUCCCGGGCCCCAUCCUUACAGGCCAGCUGCUUGAACUGCGACAAGACAGGCUCGAAGAGGUCAUAGUAGAUUUGGUGAGCGGCACUGUUGUCUCGGAUGAAGAGGAGAUCUUCUACCGACACGGGGUCGGAGGCACCCUGCCACAGUGUCAGGCUGUACCUGGGACCAGAGAGCUGACUCAGCAUCUUCCCCAGGCCCGGAAAGAUCCAACUCCCAUGCUUGGAACUGAAUGGCAGCUGAGCCUAGGAGCAGAACAUCUGUCCUCCGGCUUCCCAGCAGCCUCUCCUCUUGAGCACCGGGGGAUGAUGAGAAGUUCAGGGGACAGUAGGAUGUGUACCCUUGGGAUGUCUAUCUCUGAGUUAGGCACCAAGGGAAGCCGUGAUCAGCCUGUCAUCACAGGUGUACAAGCCAGAGGCAGAGCGUUGUAGGGCACUGUUAGGCUAGUGGGGCUGGGACAAGGUGGUUGUUAGGACCCCUCCUGCCGUGUUCAUCUUGGGUCAGCUCCCGGGGUAGGUUUGGAACUGGUAGAGGGGCUUCACCUCUCAGAUUGGCUCAGAAGCCAGCUGAAGUGGGGCCAAGCCGCCCGUGUCAUGAAAGCACGCACUGGGAAGGUGACCCUCUGUGGCAGGACGGCCACCAGCUCCUGCAUCCUUUCCACCAUGGCUUGGGUGUAUGUGCUGUUUGGCAGCUGAGGUACGUAAAGAGUGGUGAAGCCUGGAGAAAUGGUGACCUCUGGGUACUUCUCCUGGACAAGUGCCAGGAACCUGCCGAGAACAGAGAGAUCCAUUUUGAGACCCCCCGGGCCUCUUCUUGUAGGCUCUUAUUCCCAGGGAUGGGGAACGGCCAGGUCCGUUGAUUCCGGGGCUUGGAGGCUGGCCACAGAGCCCUAAAGGACAGCAGUGAGGUUUACACACGCUCAUGCCCAUGUUACUGCCCUGUGCUGUCAGGGAGGUCUGGGCUCAAGACCCUGCUCUGAGUCUACUGGUCACCUCCGCCUUGGAUUCUCCAAGAGAGUGACCACCUGCCAGGACAGGGCCUUUUAAACAUACCCGUGAAGACGGAGGGGCGUGAGUGAGGCUUAUGGGAUGUGCAGACCACAGGGUCGGAUGUCCUAUUGUUUUCCUAUGAGCAAGAGCAUGGUGGCACAUGUCUGUAAUCUCAGCACUUGGGAGGUGGGAGGCAGGAGGAUCAGGACUUCCUUCACCCCCAGCCACAGAGCAAGCACAGGGCUACCCUAGGCUACAUGAAACUGUCUCGAAGCAAAAAAUCAAAAAGAAUUAUUUGGAUUUUGUUCUGAUGCGAAUAUUAAUAGGAAAGUGAUGUCAUCCACCGCCCAGUCCCAGAUGUAUAAAUCGGUACCCGAGGACAGAAGCCUUAUUUGUCUUGGGCCUUAGCCUACAUUUUUUUUUCAAAAUUUUUUCUUUUCUUCAAAUAGAUAUCAUUUUGAGAAUCAUAGUUGAGUGUUGGCUGGGCAAAUAAAGGGAGAGGCGACUACAAAGCACAAAGGUUGGGGAGGGAAAGGCCGGUGGGAACCUUUGCUCUGCCACUUUGUAGACUUAGACAGGCCACUUAACCUUUCAAAGAUAGUUUCUGUACUCACGGAGGAGUCUGACUAGUCGCUACCUCAUUUCUGAAGUGUUCAUCUGUUUUCUGCAAAUAAAAUGCUUGAAACCGUGCCUGGGGCACAGCGAACGCUCAA
Psammomys obesus (fat sand rat) is the source of this 5657-nucleotide messenger RNA. It is a transcript of the gene Acot11, whose product is annotated as acyl-CoA thioesterase 11. Bases 173 to 1918 code for a protein of 581 amino acids. The transcript has 16 exons. Gene Ontology annotation, cellular component: extracellular exosome. Lineage: Eukaryota; Metazoa; Chordata; Mammalia; Rodentia; Muridae. Gene Ontology annotation, molecular function: thiolester hydrolase activity; lipid binding. The record is from RefSeq and is a predicted model, not a curated record.